Molecule: messenger RNA, 201 nt
Organism: Soboliphyme baturini
Lineage: Eukaryota; Metazoa; Nematoda; Enoplea; Dioctophymatida; Soboliphymatidae
Source: the annotation of a GenBank genome assembly
AUGGGAUCGAGGAAGGGAAUCUCAGUGUUGAGUCCGACUCUCCACAGAUCGAGAUAUGGCGAGACGUUGAAGACUGAUGUGGAGCGCGAGGGAAUCAUGAAAUUUAUUAUGGGGAAAGGAACGACCAACGAAGUUAAGAAGAAAAUGGCCGUUAUGGGAAAUCGGCAGGUGAAAAACGAGGCUAUGGAGGACAUGCCGUAA